AUGUUCUCCAAGUUCACAGCCUCCAAGCUAAGUGCUUACUUCUCUAGAAGAAUGAGCAACGAAUCAACGGGGUCUUUAUCAGAAAAUGAGCUCAGUGAUGGAGACGUUGGCGCAGACGAUAGUCCGUCAGCUUAUCUGUCGUAUUUUAGACGAUUGAAAGAAACCACAGAUAAACUACACCUCAGUGCUAGAAGACCCAGCAUCAUGUUGUGGAGACAGCAGUAUCUCGAGUCACAGAACUUUCCGCGGGGGAAAUCAAACAUGAACUCUGACAUCACUGACGGUAGCCUAACUUUGGAUAGAAAGCACAGGAUUGACAGAGCCUUAGAGUGGUUGAAGAUUCAGCUGGUAGGUAUAUUAAUCUAUCUCUGCCAUAUUCUUUCACAGCUGAAACUACAGCGCAGCACAGAAGAGCACCAGGAACUGAUCGACGAUUUCCACUUCGAGCUACAAGAGCUUCAGGAGUUCUCGGACAUUCUUGAUCUGCCCAUACCUGAACAUGGCAGUAACCCGCUCAAACAUAUCGGCAUUACACGCCUCAACAUCAGCGCCAGACGUUUUUCAGCCUGUUGA
Candidula unifasciata is the source of this 573-nucleotide messenger RNA. NCBI's taxonomy places the organism in Eukaryota, Metazoa, Mollusca, Gastropoda, Stylommatophora, Geomitridae. The record is from the annotation of a GenBank genome assembly.